AUGUCCUUUGAAGGCGAUUCGUCCCAGCAGACUUUGCUCAGAUCAUCCUACACAAUCGAAAUCAGCCCAAGGGGCUCUGUGGCCUCAGGCGAUCCAUCUAACUUGGCUUCUCGCGAUGAGCCUUACGAAAUACCUGAGACCCCGCCCGGAUCUUUGCUACCACUUGUCGGUACGAAGGAGUCAUUCUCAGACGAUGACGACGACUCAUGGAUGAACGAAUUCGUCAACUUUCGUCAAGAAGACACCCAAGAAGAAGGCACUCAAGGACUCGCCCCGAUCACUCAGAUCUCCAAUGACUAUCACGAAGACAAAUUCCAAGAUUUAUCGAGUCCACAGACAACCAUCAAGUCCACAGAGCUUGAGAAACCCACGACAGAGGACGUGCCACCUCUGGAAGACGACUACGGACUUGAUGACUCCGAUGAGGAAGACAUGUUGCAGUUGGCGGAUAAUCAAGACUUUGAUCUCUCAAGAGUCCCGCCCGCUAGCGUGCUCCAAAGAAUGGAUCGGGAUUCAAGAUCGCCGGCAAGCUUUGACUCGGGACUUCAGCAUUCGACUUCGACCGAGAGCCACGAGAAUACAUGCGAAGAGCCCGACCUUCUUGACGAAGACGUCGACUGGGACCUCGUCACGGCCUGCGUAGCAAAGGUCCCCGCCAUUCCCAACGAACAUCAGCCCGACCCAGUCGGAAGCACGGUUCAUGCUCUACCAAUCAUGAACCCGUUCGCCAGACCUCCAUUCCCUGCAAAGAUGCGCGAUCGUUCAGUCGUGGUUGGCUUCUCUUCAACGGUCAUGCUGCGAACCUGCUUCAGGAUCGGGGAGCUGCUCAACGCACACACGAAAUGCAGUCGCGACAAGCAAGACGUCAUCCUGGAGCUUUUCGCCCGAGUCACCUAUUCCAACCGAGACAGCACCGCGAAAACCCAGCACUUUCAGAUGAAGGACCUGUUUACUGAUCGUCAGCCGUUUUUGUCCGGCACAUUCAAUAGCUGGAAAGUCGGUGGACUUGUCGACGAACAGAGCAAGGCCUUUCUUGGCCAUGGCGGCAAGGAGAAGCUGUGCCGCUGUGUCUGCAAGCUGUCAGAUGACCAGAAGAGCCCGAUCGGGCGUUCAGCAACAAUUUUGUCUAUCAGAGAGACAGACUGGGAUGAGAUUCAGUGGGCACUGAGGGUUGUCGCUAGGGAUGCGGACGAUGAUGGACAUGAGGAGUUGACUUCUUCGGCAACAUGA
Colletotrichum karsti is the source of this 1230-nucleotide messenger RNA. RefSeq lists its product as uncharacterized. The transcript has a single exon. The record is from RefSeq and is a predicted model, not a curated record. The coding region runs from base 1 to 1230 and encodes 409 amino acids. NCBI's taxonomy places the organism in Eukaryota, Fungi, Ascomycota, Sordariomycetes, Glomerellales, Glomerellaceae.